UCCAAGCGAUCCACAGUGUGUGUGACUGUCAGCGGACGAGACCAGGCAGGCAGCUCCCUUUUGCCUUUUCUCGGCACCAAACCUAUACAUUCCUAAUCAUGGCGGCCACGGAUGUUGACAUAUUUUCUAAUGAAGAAAAGCGUAACCUCAACCUCGGCGGUCAUGUUGGUUUUGACAGUCUGCCCGAUCAGCUGGUCAGUAAAUCGGUGACUCAGGGUUUUUGCUUCAACAUUCUUUGCGUUGGUGAGACUGGCAUCGGCAAGUCAACAUUAAUGAACACGCUUUUUAAUACAAUGUUUGAAAAUGAGGAGGCCAGCCAUUACCAAAACGGCGUCUACCUGCGGCCGAGAACCUACGACCUGCAGGAGAGCAAUGUCCACCUCAAGCUGACUAUUGUUGACACUGUGGGCUUUGGGGACCAGAUCAACAAAGAAGAAAGUUACAAGCCCAUCGUGGAUUACAUCGACACACAGUUUGAAAACUACCUGCAGGAAGAAUUGAAAAUCAAACGUUCUCUCUUCAACUAUCACGACACCAGAAUCCACAUCUGCCUGUACUUCAUCGCUCCCACUGGACACUCGCUCAAGUCUCUGGAUUUAGUCACCAUGAAGAAGUUGGACAGCAAGGUGAACAUUAUCCCUAUUAUUGCUAAAGCUGACACAAUUUCCAAGAGUGAGCUGCACAAGUUUAAGAUCAAAAUCAUGAGCGAGCUGGUUAGCAAUGGUGUUCAGAUCUACCAGUUUCCCACAGACGACGAGGCCGUCACAGAAAUCAACUCUUCUAUGAAUGCCCAUCUUCCGUUUGCUGUGGUGGGCAGUGUGGAGGAGGUGAAAGUGGGCAAUAAGACAGUGAGGGCCAGGCAGUACCCAUGGGGAGUAGUUCAAGUGGAGAACGAGAGCCACUGUGACUUCGUAAAGCUGCGGGAGAUGUUGAUCAGAGUGAACAUGGAGGAUCUUAGAGAGCAGACUCACGCCAGACACUAUGAGCUGUACAGACGCUGUAAACUGGAGGAGAUGGGCUUCAAAGACACAGACCCAGACAGUCAGCCCUUCAGUCUACAAGAGACAUAUGAAGCCAAGAGGAAGGAGUUUCUUGGAGACCUGCAGCGGAAGGAAGAGGAAAUGAGACAGAUGUUUGUUAACAAAGUGAAAGAGACGGAAGCUGAGCUGAAGGAGAAGGAGAGAGAGUUACAUGAAAAGUUUGAGCAGCUGAAGCGCAUGCACCAGGAGGAGAAGAGGAAGGUGGAGGAGAAGCGACGAGAUCUGGAGGAGGAGAUGAACGCCUUUAACAAGAGGAAGGUGGCGGCCGAGACCCUUUCCCUCUCACAGCCCCUCAAGAAGGACAAAGACAGGAAAAACAGGUCAGUAAAAACAGAGAACCAAUCGGGUGUCAGUCUCUCCAGCUCCAAAGUGAUGAUGGCCAAAGCCAGUAUGGAGCCCUUGAACUGCCAGAGCUGGUGGCAGGCCAUACAAUGCUGCACCUGCCUGGUCCACAAUGAAGCCUGGAGACAAGGUCUCUUCUGAGAACCCGCUAACAUGAGGUGUGGAUGUCUGGUCAUCAACAGGCCAUGGAACUGAAAACACAUCAAUCAACAAAAGCCUAAGCAAUGGAGACAACGACACGCCAACACGCAAACAACCCUUAUAAUUCUCUACAAAUUAUAUGUGGAUCUGUAUUUUGAAACGGUUCUCUGUGUUAAUCCACUCACAAGUGGGAUGUGAACAACCGGAAUGUUUAAAAUGUGUCGUGUUUUUUGGUCUCCAUGUUUUUUUCCAAGUAUAACGCAAGACCUUUGAAGUGGCUCAAUUUAAGACAAGCAAUCUCAGUUGUGUUCUUGAACGCAAGUCAAUGUGAAACCGCAUUCGCAACUCAUUUUACUUUCACAAUGUGACCUUUUUCUCAGUCAAAGAAAGACAUUCAAUGGGAAAAUUUAAAGUAGGGUGAGAUUUGAUUUUCGUAUUUGAAAAGCGGGCGUCCAGUUUUGCAGUGCGCUCACAAAUUGGACACAAUGAUGCUUGAAUGAAUCUUGAGAAAGUAAACGGGUUCAUUUUGAGUUCACGUUGAUGUUUUAUAGAUUCGACCUCUUGGGAACAGAAAAAUCCAUGGCAAUCGUAUAGGAAAGAUGUGGUUGGUUUCUUUGGAAUGUUUCGUUAAAUCUGUGUGUUGUGGAAAUGUGACAUAUCCUUUGAAUCUAUGGCUGUAUGUGAGCAUGUCUUCACGUUACUUCUCAAAGGAAGGAUCAGUCACAUGGACCUUAAACAGGAAAAUAUUUAAAGUAUUCUAAACGGUGGAUUUUUAUUUGAGAAGGAUAUUUAUUUUUC
Triplophysa rosa is the source of this 2321-nucleotide messenger RNA. RefSeq names its product septin 8a (gene septin8a). The transcript has 10 exons. Gene Ontology annotation, molecular function: GTPase activity; GTP binding; molecular adaptor activity. The record is from RefSeq and is a predicted model, not a curated record. Lineage: Eukaryota; Metazoa; Chordata; Actinopteri; Cypriniformes; Nemacheilidae. The coding region runs from base 99 to 1523 and encodes 474 amino acids. Gene Ontology annotation, biological process: cytoskeleton-dependent cytokinesis. Gene Ontology annotation, cellular component: septin complex; microtubule cytoskeleton; septin ring.